This is a messenger RNA of Harpia harpyja (harpy eagle), 699 nucleotides long. It is a transcript of the gene IL10, whose product is annotated as interleukin 10. The record is from RefSeq and is a predicted model, not a curated record. Gene Ontology annotation, biological process: immune response. The transcript has 5 exons. Gene Ontology annotation, molecular function: cytokine activity. Gene Ontology annotation, cellular component: extracellular region. Lineage: Eukaryota; Metazoa; Chordata; Aves; Accipitriformes; Accipitridae. Bases 1 to 534 code for a protein of 177 amino acids.
AUGCAAACCUGCUCAGCCCUGGUCUUGCUGCUCCUGGCUGCCAGCACCCUGCCUGCCAGGUGCUCGCCUGCCCACCCCAGCUGCCUCCACUUCUCGGAGCUCCUGCCUGCAAAGCUCAAAGAGCUGAGGAUCAAGUUUGAGGAAAUUAAGGAUUAUUUUCAAUCAAAAGACGAUGAACUUAGCAUCCAGUUGCUCAGCUCCGAACUGCUGGAUGAAUUUAAGGGGAGCUUCGGCUGCCAGUCGGUGUCGGAGAUGAUGCAGUUCUACACGGAGGAGGUCCUGCCCAGCGCCAUGAAGACCAGCACGCACCACCGGCAGAGCAUGGGCGACCUGGGCAACCUGCUGCUGAGCCUGAAGGCAACGAUGAGGCGCUGUCACAGAUUCUUUUCGUGCGAGAAGAGGAGCAAAACCAUAAAGCAGAUUAAGGAGACGUUCGAUAAGAUGAACGAGCACGGAAUCUACAAGGCCAUGGGAGAGUUUGACAUUUUCAUCAACUACAUCGAAGAGUACUUGCUGAUGAAGAGAAGGAAGUGAAAACGUCCAUGGGUCUGCAUCUUUCACACAAAAUCCUUCUAUCUUUUCAGAAAUCACUUUAGGCUGCAAGAGCUCACGAGAGAUUAAGUUAUCUUAGGGUUCAAGUCAAGAAUUACAGGUCAAUAACUUCCAGUUUAGUAUUGUAUUUAAAAGUUAUUUUUUUAA